CCCAAACGCCCGAGCGGGGCCGAAGUCGAUGUGUUUUCUGUGAUUGGCGCACAACUGGUGAUCAACUCACUCGAUUGGCCCCCACCGGGUCUGGUAUAAAAGCCCACGAGCCCUUCUUUUGGGACAUCAUUUCAUUUGCAUCAGUCGGUUGUUAUAGCAUGGUACUAGCGCACAUCAUCAACCCCUUCUAUUUAGAUAUAUCCCAUAAACGCGCCAACAGUGCGCAUAUUUACGUCUUGUUUGACGACUUUAGGGAAGGAGCCUUUCCCAUUUGAUUAGUCUUUUUCCAAUUUCACUAACAUUCCAUAAAGAUGUCGCAAAUCCCCAAACUACCAACUACGGCCGUCACUGUGACCGAGAGCCCUCUUUAUGUCAAGCUGCUGACGGCGGGCACCGCAGCAUGCGUGGCCGACUUCGUAACUUUCCCUCUUGACACCGCCAAAGUUCGUCUGCAGGUGCAAGGCGAGGGUCGAGCCGUUAUCGCAGCAGCCAUGGCCACGUCCGGUCAGGCAGCUGUGGUGGUGCCGGCUGGUCCGCAGUACCGUGGCCUGGUGGGCACAAUCGCGACCAUGGCGCGCCAGGAAGGCGCCAGGAGCCUGUACAAUGGUCUCUCUGCUGGUCUCCAGAGACAGAUGUGCUUUGCUUCUGUGCGCUUGGGCCUCUACGACACUACCAAGGCCUUCUACCAGCAGAUUUUGGACGGAGGAAACCCAAAAGUUGCUGGAUCGAUUCACGUUGGCACUCGCAUUGCCGCUGGCUUCACCACAGGCGCCCUUGCCGUACUUUUGGCGCAACCCACUGACGUGGUCAAAGUUCGAUUCCAAGCUGCCCAGAAAAACAGCUCGUCUCCGCGCUACAAGAGCACCCUUCAGGCUUACAAAACGAUUGCGAAAAAAGAGGGCGCGCGUGGAUUGUGGAAGGGAACUUUCCCCAAUGUUGGUCGCAACGCAAUUGUCAACGUGUCCGAAAUCGUUUGCUACGACAUCAUCAAAGAAACCAUCAUCAAGAACAACCUCAUGACAGACAACGUUCCAUGCCAUUUUACCUCGGCUGUGAUUGCAGGAUUUUGCACAACCGUUUUCGCUUCUCCCGUGGAUGUGGUUAAAACUCGUUACAUGAACUCAGCGCCCGGCACUUACAAGGGCGCCAUCGACUGCGCCAUCCGCAUGUUUUCUCAAGAAGGACAUUCUGCCUUUUAUAAAGGAUUCACCCCUUCGUUCUAUCGCCUGGUGAGCUGGAACAUUGUGCUUUGGAUCACUUACGAGCAGUUGAAGAAAACGAUCAGCAACUCGCGUCGCUUUGAAUAAAAAUUUGAGAGCUACUCUUCAACGCUGCAUCCUCUAUCUGAGUUUGAAUGGAAAAUAAUUGUGCAUUAUUCUGUAUGAUUGUGAUAUGCUAUAUUUAAAUAAUACUUAGCUAUGACUUGCUAAUUAUUCACACCUGACUUUACAUUUCAAAUACUAUAUUAUAUGUAUAAUUUAUGUUGCUAACGUACAAUAUUGUUCACGUGUCUCAAUGUUAAAAAUAAAAGGGCCUGCCGCAGUCCAGCGUAACAUAAACC
Molecule: messenger RNA, 1561 nt
Organism: Neocloeon triangulifer
Lineage: Eukaryota; Metazoa; Arthropoda; Insecta; Ephemeroptera; Baetidae
Product: dicarboxylate carrier SLC25A8-like
Exons: 9
Coding region: 312-1307 (331 amino acids)
Biological process (GO): mitochondrial transmembrane transport; response to cold; mitochondrial transport
Cellular component (GO): mitochondrial membrane
Molecular function (GO): oxidative phosphorylation uncoupler activity
Source: RefSeq, a predicted model, not a curated record